Hansenula anomala is the source of this 1506-nucleotide messenger RNA. RefSeq lists its product as uncharacterized. The record is from RefSeq and is a predicted model, not a curated record. Gene Ontology annotation, biological process: cellular response to biotic stimulus. The coding region runs from base 1 to 1506 and encodes 501 amino acids. NCBI's taxonomy places the organism in Eukaryota, Fungi, Ascomycota, Saccharomycetes, Phaffomycetales, Wickerhamomycetaceae. The transcript has a single exon.
AUGGAAUUCAUGGGUAUCAAGUACACGCCUACUCCAAAGGCUGACCCACAGCCAGUGUCUUCCACUGAAUGUGGUAUCAGAACCACUGAUUAUCCAGCUAUCAAGAAUGCUCCAUUACCUGCUGAUGGUCCAGGUACUAAAAGUUUCUCAAAUUUAGCACUUUUAUCUUUCAUUGUUUUGAUCCCAUUCUAUGUUAAAUACAAAUUGGGUGGUGGUUUUAAAACUUGGUUAUUCUUUACUCUUUUAUUUGUUCUCCCAAUCUUGAUUGCUUAUUGGUCUUUCACUUCAACUUAUUCUCCAAGAUUAAAUGAAAAAGUUAAAUUACCAAAUAGAGGUGUUGAAUAUUAUUUGGAAUUCCAUGAUGAAGAAUUAGCUAAGAAAUAUUCAGGUCAAAACAAAGUUCCUUAUGAAACCUUCCAUGAAUUGUAUUUUGCUGGUAAAGUUAGUUUCAAAGGUGAUGCUCUUGAUGUUUUAGAAUAUAGACAUGAUUGGUUAAGUUUUAGAUUCACCAUUGGGUUAUACAAAUAUUUCCUUUUCGGUAUGAUCCCAGAAGUUAUUAUGCAUACUAGAUCUCAAGAUGAAGAACAAGUUCGUGAUCAUUAUGAUCGUGGUGAUGAUUUCUAUGCUUGGUUCUUGGGUCCAAGAAUGAUUUACACUUCAGGUGUUAUUUCUGAUAUCACCAAAGAAGAAACUUUAGAGGAAUUACAAGAUAAUAAAUUAAAAGUUGUUUGUGAUAAAAUUGAUUUGAAAAAAGGUGAACGUUUAUUAGAUCUUGGUUGUGGUUGGGGUACUUUAGCUACUUUUGCCUCAAAGGAAUAUGGUGCUCGUGCCACUGGUAUUACAUUAGGUAGAAACCAAACCAAAUGGGGUAAUGAAAAAUUAAAAUUACAAGGUAUUUCACAAGAUCAAUCCGAAAUCUUGUGUAUGGAUUAUAGAGAUACACCAGUUCCAGAAGGUGGUUAUGAUAAAAUUACAUGUUUGGAAAUGGCUGAACAUGUUGGUGUUAGAAAAUUUGGUGCUUUCUUACAACAAGUUCAUGAUAUGUUGAAUGAUGAUGGUAUUUUCUUUUUACAAUAUGCAGGUUUAAGAAAAUUCUGGCAAUUUGAAGAUUUAGAAUGGGGGUUAACUUUAAUGAAUCAAUACAUUUUCCCAGGUGCUGAUGCUUCAACUCCAUUGGAUUUCGUUGUUUCUAAAUUAGAAGGUACUGGUUUUGAAGUUGUUUCUAUUGAUAACAUUGGUGUUCAUUAUUCUGCAACUUUAUGGAGAUGGUAUAGAAAUUGGAUUGGUAACAAAGAUAAAGUUGUUAACAAAUAUGGUAUUAGAUGGUUUAGAAUUUGGGAAUUCUUCUUAGCUCACUCUACCAUCAUUUCAAGACAAGGUUCUGCUACUUGUUAUCAAAUUGUCUUGAGAAAAAACAUCAACAGUUAUCAUAGAGUUGAAUACAUUCCAAAACAAAAAGGUUUAUUAACUCCAAUUAAGGAAGGUAUUGUUGAUUGGUUCAAAUAA